AUGGACAACUCCACCCCGCAACCGAUCCCAACCCCAAAUCCAACCGCAGACCCAAACACAACAGACGACCGGCAACAAAAAGAAGCGCUGGCGGCCUUUACAGCAACGCUUCACUCAGUUGGAACAAACCUCGAAGCACCGCUCCGCGACCGCGCAGCAAACAUCCAUACAAAUACGGCGGCGCUAGAGAUACAGGAAGCCGAGCUAGCGGGAAAUACGCUGCGACUAGCGUGGCAGAAUCAGCAGUGGACUAAAUUCGCGGACGAGACGCGCGAGGGAUUCAAGGAGAUUGGGGAUAUCCAGAAUUGGGCGGAGAUGAUUGAGCGCGAUUUGCUGGCCUUGGAGGAGAUGAUGGAUGUCGUUGAGAGGGGUCAUGCGGCACACAGGAAUGAGAAUGGUGAUGAGACGGAAUGGAAUGGAGGUGUUGGGAAUGACAACUCAAACAGCCGAAAGGGGCAGGUUGAUAUUGAUGCUACUGGGAAGAAAGUAGAUCAGCCAGCGAAAGGCUGGAUGCGAUGGUGGUGA
Penicillium digitatum Pd1 is the source of this 525-nucleotide messenger RNA. RefSeq lists its product as uncharacterized. The record is from RefSeq and is a predicted model, not a curated record. Gene Ontology annotation, biological process: endosomal transport. Gene Ontology annotation, cellular component: BLOC-1 complex. Lineage: Eukaryota; Fungi; Ascomycota; Eurotiomycetes; Eurotiales; Aspergillaceae.